Molecule: messenger RNA, 4704 nt
Organism: Oryzias melastigma (Indian medaka)
Lineage: Eukaryota; Metazoa; Chordata; Actinopteri; Beloniformes; Adrianichthyidae
Gene: prph2la
Product: peripherin 2-like a
Exons: 4
Coding region: 1371-2471 (366 amino acids)
Biological process (GO): visual perception
Cellular component (GO): membrane
Source: RefSeq, a predicted model, not a curated record
AAUCCGUUUAAUUUCUAAACCCAAAACCUUUACGGACAUUUGUUCUCAUCUGUAAUCAUUAAAGCAGUUCGGAGUUGUAUUUUUUAAUAUCCCAAAGGCUCAAAAAUAUUUGGAAUGCUACAAGAUAAAAAUGAUUGUACAAAAGCAGUUUAGUGGUAUUUUGGUAUUUCUGUCAUUUCCUGUAAAAGUAAACAAAUGUGUGAAACAAUGGAAAGCUGUAAUGUUUUAUUGAAUAAAGCUAACAAAAUUUUGCACUGAUAAAGAAAAUAAUAAAAUAAAAAAAUUAGAGCAAAUACACCAUCUCCCUCUUUUAUUUUGAAAACUUCAAGUUGACAUCUUUUUUUGCACAGUUUGUCAUAAAUCCUAAAAUAAUAUGAGAUAAACUAUGAUUAUAAACAGUAGAAAGUCUCUUUAAACUUGUGAUUUAGUGCUAUAAGUUGCCAAAGUUUAAUCUAUUUGUUUAUUUUUUGCCUGAUCUCUUUUUUUUCUUCCUUUUUGUAUGUAGUUACAUUUUUUAAAUAUAAUCUUUACCACUUUUGAGUCAAAAUCUCUUCUAAAAACUCUUUCAUCAUGAUUUCGCCAUUGCUGUAGCAUUUCUGUCAGCAGGAGGCAGUAAAGAAGCAUAUUUUCUACCAUGUCUGUGUCAUUGUCUUUUUACCCACAAUUCCCCUUUCCUGAUAGAUAUCUAAGUUUUUUUUGGGAUGUUUUCUGUUAAACCAUCAGAGGGAGGAGUCUAUGUAAAAACCAUGUUCUCAGCUCACACUUUGCUUUCAGUCUAAUUUUUUUAUUUUUAUUGUUUUCUUAUUUAAAUAAAAAUAUUCAUAUGGUAGAUAUACUUUAGAAGGAAAAGUAUUCUCAUGUUUGGGCCUUAAAUGCCUAAUUUAAGGAUGCACACCAGCAUCAUUCACCAUUACUUUUACAGAGCUCGGACACUCAGAUUUGCGUAGGUGGCAGAAGGCGGGUCCAAAUCCCUUGUGGGGCGCAGGGCUGAUUAAUGAUUAAAGGAGAUUAGAAGGAGGGUCAGGACUUGACUACUAUUCUCACUCUGAUGCUGCUGUGGCUGCCUUUGUGGUAUCAGCGCCUGUGCGACCACUCAGCCAAACAAUUUAACCAUGAAAAGUCUUUAGAAAAAUUGACAUGUUGCAUGUCAAAGCUGAGUGCAUCCACAAUGCAUCGCCCACAAGAUAUCAGUCGUGUCGACCGGGCUAAGCUGCUUAUGAAAAGAUCUUCAGAGAAAUGUACAACCAAACCCCUUCCUCUUGAUCCCACAUACAGCAUGGAGGAUAACCUGUUCCUUUCCCCUUCUUUAUUCGUCUCCAACCUUUAAUCCCACCCUGGAUUUAAAGGAAUGACUAGAGAAGAGACAGACAAUGGCGGUCUUAAGAGUUAAGUUUACCAAGACCAAGAGGGACAAACUGGCUCAGGUCUUGUGGAUCCUCAACUGGAUCUCGGUGGUGACAGGGGUCAUCCUGUUCGCCCUGGGACUCUACCUUAAAGUGGAGAUCAACAAACGAGUGGAGCUGAUGGCUGAGAGGGACAUCCAGUAUGUGCCCAACAUGCUAAUAGCUGUGGGGCUCAUCGCUUGUGCCAUCAACUUCCUUGGCGGGAAGAUCUGCUACGACUGUGUGGACACGACAAAGUUCCUGCGCUGGAAGCUGAUCAUGCUUCCCUACAUAGUGUGCACCUUUUUCUUUACCUUCUGCGUGCUGGUGGGGGCUCUGAUGUGCUACAGCAUGCGUGGUGAACUGGAGGAGUCUCUGGCUUUGGGGCUGACACAAGCCAUGAGGUUUUAUAAGGACACAGACAUACCAGGACGGUGCUUCCUGAAACGCACCGUGGACAUGCUGCAGAUCCAGUUCCAGUGCUGUGGGAACAGCGGCUACAAGGACUGGUUUCAGAUCCAGUGGAUAAGCAACCGCUACCUGGACAUGUCCCAACAGCAUGUGGUUGAUCGAUUAAGGAGUAAUGUUGAAGGGAAGUAUCUGAUGGAUGGAGUUCCGUUCAGCUGCUGCAACAUCAACUCUCCACGUCCCUGCAUCCAGCAGCAGGUCACCAACAACUCUGCUCACUACAACUACGAGCACCAGACGGAGGAACUGAACCUGUGGAUGAAAGGCUGCCGCCAGGCCCUGCUGGAAUAUUACACCGACAUCAUGCAGUCCAUUGGCCUCACAGUCCUCAUCACGUGGCUGUUUGAGCUCUCAGUGUUGACAGGGGUUCGAUACCUUCAGACCUCGCUGGAAAACGUGCUGAGACAGGGAGACCCCGACUCCGAAUCUGACGGCUGGCUCCUGGAAAACAGCUUCAUGGAAACGGCCCGCAUCAACCUGAACAUCAUCAAGAGCCUUGGCAAGAACAACCACAUCGAUACAGCCAAGAACGGAGACCCCAACAUUGACGUCCCGUCCACAUCGAAGGCUCACUAUGGCCCAGACAACGUUCCCCCAAAGACCAUCAAAGAAGCCAGUUAGGCUUCCAGGAGACCAACAGCGCAGUGAACUCUCUCUUUUAGCAGAAUUGUUUCAAUAAUUUUUCAGAAUGUCAGACUAUACCUAAAAAACAACGUAUCAAGGCCUGGAGUUUGUUGGUUUUUUGUGACGAACAUGAUUACAGCAUGUAAACCCACAUUACUUUAGCUGCAGAUGUCAGGAGGCUAAAACUUUGGUUAAACAACAAAACACAAUCAAAAUUGAUUUUUACAUUACUUAGAUGCAACAUACGGUUGGCCAAAAUUUCAUAAAAACAAGUGGCUUAAAUACAAUAGAGCCAAAACUGCAUUAAAACAUUUUAAAAAUGUUUUUUGAGCUACUAUAGUGCAAAAACAAGGUCAAAAAUUCUACCCCACUGGCAGAUUUUUUUUAAUAAUCUAAAAAAAAUCUACAAAUGGGAGUAUAAAAAGUUGGUCUAUCAACAAAUUCUUAUUUUAAAAAAAAAAUUAUAUUCACUAAGACAUGUUUCCUUCAAUUUUAAUAAUCUUGCUAUUGAAAAACUCUAUAAGAUUAUGUGUUGCAAGACAAAAAAUAAGACAAAAGUAUUUUUACUUCCCUGUUUAGAUAUUAAAAUUCAGAAGGACUCUAAAGUGUUUAAUCUAAAUUAAAAAUUCUAAGAGCAGGAAUGUUAAAGGGUUUCAGAAUAUUGCACAAGCAACAAAAACGACUUAAGAUUUAGAUCUGGAACUUCCAGAUGUUGUCCAGAGGACUACAACAGUCUACCAGGACUGUACCUCAUUAAAACUGAACAGAGUAAAGAGCUUUAAAAACAUCAAAGAAUGAUUUGAAUUUGACUGAUCGGAAUUUUGUGUUUAUUUAGAGUGCAUUACAGGGGUCCAGUCUAGAUUUGAUCAAAUAAACUACUAGUAUUCAAGAAUAUCACUUAAUGCAUUUUUCUGAUCAAAUAAAGAAUAACCUUUAAAUCAUCACAAUAUGAACAAAUGAAAAAAGUUUAAUCUAAUCCUGCAUUUGUGUCAGUUUUUCACCUGAUAGAAAGUUUGGUGUACUCUAGGAAAGAAAUAUUACUACUCUACUCAUUAACACAUAAAAAUACACAACAAAACAUGAAUUAUAUAUCUGUAUCUGAUAUGUUUUCCCUAAAUAGGGUGUUUGUCAUCAAUCCAAGUUGUACUGUAUUUUUUAAUGCAACAUCUACAUUUUUAUACACUCGUCUAGAACAUCUGUUUUCAUCUUUUUACAUGUGAUACCGUUGCCUGCAUGGUUUUGCAAAAAGGGGCCAAAACAAGUCCUUACUCCUGCAAGUUGAGACACUUGAAUCAAAAUGAGAACUUGAAAUACUUGAUAUUAUUGUUGUUGUUUGAUAACAAAAACACAGAAGUGAUUUAACUGCAUUUGAGAGGCUUAAAGAGACACAAAAUAUUCAGAUAAAAAAGAAAAAAAACAAAAGUUUUUUUUUUCUUACUUCUUGUUUCUUUUUAUUUGGAUUUUUGCAACUUUGAUAUUGUUAGAAAUAAUUUGGGAAAAAAGGAUCAAUCAACUUUCAUUAGAAGAAAAAAGUGAAAAAUACUUUUUUUCUUAAAUACCACAAAAACCAAACAUUUGAAUUCGUCAUUCCUUUAUUCUGCUGACAGCAAUGCAUUUCUCGUUUACAUAAAUUCUUUAAUACUUAAAGGUUUGUUUCUUCAGCACACAGAAACACAUGGUUAGCAGGUUGCUGUGCACCUUUAUGGCCACAGCCUGGAAGUCAGGAAAAAUUGUCCAAAAGGAUAAAAAGGAAGAAACUUUAUGAUCACACUUCUUUUUUUUUUCCAGGAAUAGGAAAGAAACUGAAAGAUAUUGGACUCUUCAAAAUAAAAAAGGAAAAACAUUUGUAUUGGUUGCAUGUUGUUUGGAUUUUUUACCACCAAAAAUUGCCUUAAAUAUCUCCAUUCAAAAGUUUUGAUGCAUUCUUUUAAUUAAACUGUGGCUUUAAGGUUUUAAGGAAUUCAAUACAAAUAUGGCCAAUUUGUUUUAAAAGACAGUGGAGAAAUGACUGCGUAUAAUAGGUUUGCGUGCUUGUCAAAGGCAAGUCAUAGGCGAGUUGGUUGAGUAAAUAGUAAAAUACAGUUCUUUACAUACAUUUCUACGUGGUUAAAGGUGAGACAAAUUGAUAUUUUGGAGCAUAUUUACAUUGAAGAGGCAAAAGCAAAAGGUGUUGCAUUUGUGGCCAUGCUCGGGUUAACAGUUCAAUGUACCAAAACAAGAAUAACUUAUU